Notolabrus celidotus (New Zealand spotty) is the source of this 3695-nucleotide messenger RNA. RefSeq names its product ajuba LIM protein (gene ajuba). The record is from RefSeq and is a predicted model, not a curated record. Gene Ontology annotation, molecular function: transcription corepressor activity. Lineage: Eukaryota; Metazoa; Chordata; Actinopteri; Labriformes; Labridae. The coding region runs from base 1077 to 3263 and encodes 728 amino acids. Gene Ontology annotation, cellular component: adherens junction; P-body; nucleus. The transcript has 8 exons. Gene Ontology annotation, biological process: cytoskeleton organization; positive regulation of miRNA-mediated gene silencing; negative regulation of hippo signaling.
CUGACGCAGUGAGAGCGAGGGGGGAGGAAAGUAAUUAUUUAGGGGGAAGAAAGAAAGAAACAAAGUUGUCGACCGUGCAGCGCACACGGGGAGGGAUUUUAUUUAUCUCGAGCGACACGUUUAAGCCAGCACCGGUCUGCUGCGUGGAAAUGUAACGGCGCACCGGAUUCCCCCACUUCCCUCUCCAAGACCAAACUUUUCCUCUUCUAGUCCACCGAGUCCAGGACUGGAUUCUGGUCUGUGGAAACGGGACACAUAAAAGCAUUCGAGCUGAGGCGGAUGGACGGACCCACUGAGGAGAAUAGAGAUGGUCUAAGGUCUAAGUUAAAGGUUCUUUAAAAGUCCUCGGAGCUCACUUUGUCCUGAAAUGAUUUGCAGAAGUCGGGUGAGUCUACUUUCUGGGCUGAAGCGGAUUUACUUUCUUGUCUACACUGGACCCACAUGAAGCGGUGAAACCCCUCUGAACCUCAACGCUUUGUGUUUCUGAAAGAAAAGUCAAACGCAGAGAGACAUCCCACAGAUUCACUGGAUCACACUGCUUCACACACACACACGACUCAAAGUGUGCUUCACACUGUUUCAGUAAAACGGAGGAGAUGCAGAUGUGGAGCCACAUGAGGGUCCACAAAGGAGGCCCUCCCCGACCAUAGGUCACACCGAAGUGUCCUGGAUGUAUGUUUCUCCUGCUCCUCGGCUGGAUUGACUUGAACUAAUAGUCUGGUAAUCCGAUGGGUUCUUCCUCACCACAGCCUACCUGUUCCUGUGGAGUUUCCACAUGAGGGCAAAGCAGAUGACUCAGAGGACUUAAGUCAUGUAACCACCCUGAAAUGUCUUAAAUGUCUUAUUUAUCUGUUCUGUAUUUAUUGCCUGUAUAUAAAGGGUACCUUUUUGUAGCUUUGUGCUAGAUUUAAGGCCAGUCUUUUUUUAUAUUAUUGUAAGGAUUUUUAGUUGUUUUAGUGAAAGCUGUAGAUUAACUUGAACAUCCUUGUUCUGCUGUAAACUCACCCACACUGUAUUAGAGCAUUUAUCUGUAACUUUGCCUUAGACGAGGUAUAAAACACGACAAGGCUUUCAUCAUGGACAGGCCGAUAAGCAAGUUGUUGGAGAAGUUAAAGCUAACGGACUCAGGCAGUGUGAAAUUCAACAGUUCAAAGAAGAAGCAUGACUCUGCCAACAACUCUAAUAACAGCAACGCCAACGCUGGCAUCUCCGGAGGCAGCGGUGGGGGCAGCGGUCUGCCACCAGCUCCCAGCUCUGCAGCUGCCUCGCCCUCAAGACCCGGCCAGUUCUCGCUUGCCUCUGCAACCACAAGCGAUGCAUGUGUUCCAGCGAGUGGGAGAGGAGGAGGAGGAGGAGGGGGUGGGAUGGGAAUGACUCCCUCUCAGCUCCUCACCCCACCGCCACCGUCCUCCAAUGUGUGCGCCAUAUCUCAAGAUAGCGAGCAACAGCUUCAUCCCACCACCUUGGCUCCGCUUCGGCGUCGCUCCCCCCAGCAGAGAGCGUCCUGUUACCUGGGUGAAGGUGUGGAUUCCCACCUGAGGCGAGAGUCCGGCCUGGGUCCUGAGUGUGACCCUAUGGGGGCAUUUGGCUCCAAGGCGUCCCUCAAUCAACGCCGCUACUCUCUGGAGCUCCAGCAGCUGGUCAGGCGACAGCACCUCCUCUCCCAGCCGCCUCCUCUCUCUGUUCCCCCGCCGUACCCCGCUUCCACGGGUUACGGGUCCACUCCAAGAGGCGGUCUGGUGGAGCCGGGCUACCUCUCCGAGCCGGAGAGGCACAAACGCCUCUCGCUCCAGGAGGCUAUUUUUUACAAACGCCUAAGCACGGGGAGUGAACUCUGGGAGAGCACCAGACCUGCAUCCCUCUCUCAUCCACCACAUCGAACAUCAGACAUGACUGGAGGAGGAGGUGUGGGAGGAAGCUUCUUUUACCCACCAGGACCAACAUUGAGCCCAUGUUCUUCAUUCAGCCUGCAGGAGUCGGUGCUGGUCAGCCCCAGGUCCAGCUUCGCCUCCAGCACAGCCAGUGGUGGAGGCGGUGGGAGCCCCAUGGGGAGCCGCUGCAGCAGCAACCGGACCAGCGGAAUCAGCCUGGGCUACGAUUCCCGCUACUCCGCCUCUGGAGGCCUCCCUCCACAGCAGCACUCCCCCUCCAUGCAGACAGGGGGCUCUGUUGCUGGUUAUGGGGCUCCAGGCAGGGCUGGAGUGACCCCUGUGGAGGCCUGGACUCAGUACCUAGACGGAGGGAUGCGCCAAGGUGCACAGGACAGCCGUCACUCCUACCCACCUGCUGUUGGAAGUCCUGCAGCGGCGUGCUACCAAGCUGGUCCAGAGUGGUGGGAGGAGCAGCAGGCAGGAGUGAGGGCCAAAGAUGGGGUAGUGAUGGGUGACAGGGCCAGAUACUCAGACCUGCCUGGUACCCGGUACCAGGAAGAACUCACCCGACUUCUUCUAAGGGAUGCAGCGCAGGAAGGUGGGGGCCUCAUGGACGGCCUGAUGCUUAAGGAGAGUCUGGCGCUGACGGCUCUUUCCAAACCAAGCACAACAACAAUGGGGCAAUGCUCGGCCGGGGGUCCAGGGAAACCCCAGGACGAUCCAGGAGCCGGAACUGGGAGGGAAGGCACUGAGAACCGCCAGGAGUUCUUUGGAGCCUGUGUGAAGUGUGGGAAAGGUGUGUACGGGGCGGAUAAUGCCUGCCAGGCUCUGGAUAGCCUCUAUCACACUCGGUGCUUCACCUGUGUGUCCUGUGGACGCACCCUGAGAAACAAGGACUUCUACAAUGUCAACGGCUCUGUGUACUGUAAAGAGGAUUACAUGUUUUCAGGAUUCCAGGCUGCUGCGGAGAAGUGUAGUGUGUGUGGCCACCUUAUACUCGAACAGAUCCUGCAGGCUCUGGGGAACUCGUACCAUCCCGGGUGUUUUCGCUGCAUCCGGUGUUCGAAGGCUCUAGAUGGAGUUCCUUUCACUGUGGACCAUCACGGUAACAUCUACUGCGUGGCAGACUACAACAAGACCUUUGCCCCAAAGUGUGCUGCCUGUUUACAACCCAUCCUACCUGCUGAGGACAGUGAAGAGAUCCUCAGAGUCGUGUCCAUGAACAAGGAUUAUCACUUUGAGUGCUACCACUGUGAGGAGUGUGGUAAGCAGCUCUCUGAUAAGCCCGGCUCGCAGUGCUUCCCUCUGGACUCUCAUCUCCUCUGCCACUCCUGUCACAUGAGCAGAGUGUGCACCACGCACAACAUUCCCUCUCACAACAACUCACACUGAUGCAGCUGCGGAUGUUUCAGAAAGCUAGUCUCAAGGUUGCUGACAUUCCUCUCUCGUGUGUGUGCUUUAGCUCCACCUCUUUGUUUUUAUGUUCCAAGAUGAAACUGCUGUAAUUAAGACAUUUCACUGAUUGACUCGGGUCAUUCCUUUGUGUCACAUGUACUGCCUGCUGUACGACCUGUACGAUUACUGUACUAUAGUUAUAAGGGAAGGGGAAAGAAACUACUGCUUUUUUGACCCACAUGAGGCUACUGUUUGCUGUAGAAGAACAAGGGAUUUUUUUUGCUAAACCGUUUUGUAAAUAUGAUCGCUAGCAAACAUUUUGCACUUAAAUUUGACUUUACUGUAAGAAGUUUGUGACAUGAAUCUGUACAAUUAGGGGGAAAAACAUUACUGUAAUUUCUGCAUGUUGUAAUAAAUAUUUUCAUUGUG